CCCCAGGUAUUAAGAUGUGGGUAUUUUUUGAAUGUUUUCCCAUAUAAUUUCAUUUUAUUAGAGAGAUUGCAGAAAACAAAGUGAAACACCAAUACAGUAGUUUUUAGUCUGAAUAAUUUCGAUAAUUUCUUUGUUUUUCUGUGUUUUGGAGCUUCGUAGCUUGAUUAAAUGUUGAUCAAAAGAUGCUUGUCGCAACUCCAAUGCAUUGACCCAUCACUUACGGGAAAGAUAGCGUAAUUCAUUAACAUACAUGCAAAAGAGUUGAGCUUUUGAGUCUUAGUUAUCUUAUUACAGGAGUCACUGGCCCCUGAGAAGCUUUGGGCUAGCACACCAGAGGAACUAGCUUCGUAAUGGUAACCGUAGACGAGUACCGUAAAGCACGUCAAGCUCAAGGCACUGCGGCUGUGCUGGCAAUCGGAACAGCAACGCCUCCAAAUUGUGUCCAGCAGAGCACGUAUCCUGAUUACUUUUUUCGUAUUACGAAUAGUGAAAAUAAAACAGAGCUGAAACAGAAAUUUAAGCGCAUGUGUGAGAAAUCAAUGGUGAGUACGAGGUACAUGUACUUGAGCGAAGAAAUACUCAAGGAAAAUCCGAGCUUAUGUGAGCACAUGGCACCGUCCCUAGAUGCCAGGCAAGACAUUGCGAUUACUGAAGUGCCAAAGCUUGGUAAAGAAGCAGCCACAAAGGCCUUAGAGGAAUGGGGGCAGCCAAAGUCGAAAAUCACACACCUCAUCUUCUGCACUACUUAUUCUAGUGUUGAUAUGCCCGGUGCAGAUUACCGUCUCACCAAGCUUCUCGGGCUCAGCCCAUCCGUCAGGCGCUUCAUGUUGUACCAACAAGGUUGUUUUGCAGGUGGAACUGCUCUUCGUCUGGCAAAAGACUUGGCAGAAAACAACAAAGGAGCUCGAGUCCUUGUUGUUUGCUCCGAGAUUAGUGUGUUUAAGUUUCAUGCACCAAGUGAGGACCAUGUUGAUAGCCUCGUAGGCCAGGCCUUAUUUGGCGAUGGGGCUGGUUCCGUGAUAGUAGGCUCGGACCUGAUUGCUGGAGUGGAAAAACCAUUGUUUGAAAUUGUGUCUGCUGCUCAAACCAUCCUCCCAGAUAGUGAGGGCGCUAUUGUCAGUCAUCUCGGGGUCGUUGGACUUACUCUAAACCUUCUCAAAACUGUUGCUGGUCUCGUUUCAAAGAACAUUGAGAACAGUUUAGUUGAGGCCUUCCAACCCCUCGGCAUCUCUGACUGGAACUCUAUUUUUUGGAUUGCACAUCCAGGCGGUCGAGCUAUCCUGGAUCAAGUUGAGACGGAGUUAGGCUUGGUGCCCGAAAAAUUGCAGUGUUCAAGGGAGGUCCUGAGGGAUUAUGGAAACAUGUCAAGUGCUAGUGUUUUGUUCAUACUAGAUGAAAUGAGAAAGGCUUCGGCUAAGGAUGGACAGAGAACUACCGGAGAAGGACUUGAUUGGGGUGUUUUAUUUGGUUUCGGGCCUGGUAUCACUGUCGAAACUGUUGUUCUUCACAGUGUGCCUACUUGAGGCUUCAUAUGGUUCAUUUAGUUUGCAUGCAAUUCUGAUAUGCUUACAUCUGUUUUUAAUUCUGUGAUUCAUUUGGGUGUUUACAAUUUACAUG
Daucus carota subsp. sativus is the source of this 1617-nucleotide messenger RNA. RefSeq names its product chalcone synthase 1. Gene Ontology annotation, molecular function: acyltransferase activity, transferring groups other than amino-acyl groups. Bases 351 to 1523 code for a protein of 390 amino acids. The transcript has 4 exons. Lineage: Eukaryota; Viridiplantae; Streptophyta; Magnoliopsida; Apiales; Apiaceae. Gene Ontology annotation, biological process: polyketide biosynthetic process. The record is from RefSeq and is a predicted model, not a curated record.